Nasonia vitripennis (jewel wasp) is the source of this 2906-nucleotide messenger RNA. It is a transcript of the gene Su(var)2-10, whose product is annotated as E3 SUMO-protein ligase PIAS2. The transcript is spliced from 9 exons. Gene Ontology annotation, molecular function: transcription coregulator activity; SUMO ligase activity; zinc ion binding. Gene Ontology annotation, biological process: protein sumoylation; regulation of transcription by RNA polymerase II. The coding region runs from base 821 to 2563 and encodes 580 amino acids. The record is from RefSeq and is a predicted model, not a curated record. Lineage: Eukaryota; Metazoa; Arthropoda; Insecta; Hymenoptera; Pteromalidae.
AAAAACAGGUGAGCUCGUAAAACAACAUUCGAACGCGACGAAUAUCUGUUAACAAGUCCGUGCCUGUCUCGGCAGGAAGAGGAAGGUUCAGACCUGCAUUUUUGUUUCUGUGAACAUAAGUACAUACAUAUUCGCGCGGGACAAUAUCCCCGACCAAAGUGUGCUUCUCUCUCGCUUCCCGCGGAAGAUCGUAGGACAGUAGUGAGAAGUUUGCCGCCAUUUUGGAAAAUCCCUUUUUUAUGUCCCUCUUGUGUGUGUCUAUUCGAACCUCGGACAUCGUCGGAAUUGAAGAACACGAGAGCCGUCUGCACUGGCGCUCCAAGUUCCGGUACAGUUGCUUCUCGAAAGUAGCGAGCGGAAAUUUCCAUUCGUACAAAUCUUUGCGCGCCAAACGCGGCGCCGUCCGUUGGAAAAGCGAAAAAAGUGUGGGAGUUCGUCGGUGUGCGUCAAAAAAAGACUUGUAUACUCGCAAGCCGGCAUACAUCCCAACCCCCGGCCCUUCGCUCGCGGGGUGCUGUAGGCCUAUGGAUUCGCCCGCGCAUGUAGCGUGUGUUGUGCCGCAGUAGUAAGAGAGACAGAGCAGCGUUCGGUGCGGCGGCGGCGGCGCCAAGGGCAGCAGCGAGACGAUAAUCCUCCAAGACUCGCUGUGUACGAAGAAAUCCGUCUCCAGAACGAGACGCCGUCCCUUGCUUUCCCGAAGACAAGAGCCGAUUAAAAGUGCGCACCAGGAGGCGGAGCCGACGGUGAAGAGGAAGAUUAGGGGAAGGAACGCGGUCGGCUCUCUCUUGCUCCCUCUCUAGUAUAAACACCCACCGGAAAGAUGUCGGAAACGGAAGAAUUGGAGAAUAUGGUAUUAAGUUUCCGAGUGUCUGAACUGCAGAUGCUAUUGGGCUUCGCUGGUCGAAACAAGUCUGGAAGAAAGAACGAACUCCAAACACGUGCCUUGGAACUUUUACGCCUCAGGUCUCACCCAGUACAAUUGAAGAUUCGUGAAUUGUACAAAACCAUACAGGCAGACCAACUUGCUGCUCACCAAUUGUAUUCUCAAAGCAGUGGUGCAGCCGAGCAACAAAUCGAACAAACAAUGCAUUCCAGAAACUAUUUUACAAGGCAAGGCCAUGCUCAGGCCUUGAGUCAACAGCAACAAUCGCAACAGUCUGUGGCACCGGCAAAAGAUUUGCCACCUGCGCAUCAAGCAUCGAUUCCACAGUCUCAGGUGGCUCAGAGAUCUGGGUCAGUUUAUCCAACUCCUGGUUAUACUAGUGUAACGCCACAGUCUAGGUCAACCAGUGCAGUUUAUCCUGGAUAUUCGCCGUACGCACAACAAAAAGUCAUGCCUAUACCAGCACCACUACAGAUUCAACCAAAUCAGUAUCCAGUUCAUCCAGAUGUAAAAUUCAAAAAGCUGCCAUUUUUUGACAUGCUGGGUGAACUGCUUAAACCCUCGAGCUUGAUGCCACAGGGAACAAUGCGACUACAAGAAAAUUCAUUUGUUUUUCAUCUGACACCACAGCAAUCCACAGAUAUCGCUAGCUCGCGGGACUGUCGUCAAGGCAGUAAAAUGGAUUACACAGUACAGGUCCAAAUGCGGUUCUGUUUACAAGAAACUUCUUGCGAACAAGAAGACUACUUUCCUCCUAGUAUAAAUGUCAAAGUUAAUGGAAAACUUUGUCCCCUGCCAAAUCCAAUUCCUACAAAUAAACCUGGAGUUGAACCAAAGAGGCCACCUAGGCCAGUAAACAUUAGUCCUUUAGUUAAAUUAUCGCCUACAGUAGGAAAUCAAAUUACAAUUUCCUGGUCUGCUGACUAUGGCAGACGGUAUGCAGUUGCAGUAUAUUUAGUGAGAAAGCUGACGAGUACCGAACUUUUGACAAGAUUGAAGAACAGAGGAUGCAAGCAUUCAGAUUAUACUAGAGGACUCAUCAAAGAGAAACUAAACGAAGACGCGGACAGUGAAAUAGCUACGACAUCCCUUAGGGUAUCAUUAGCAUGUCCAUUGGGAAAGAUGCGAAUGAGCACACCGUGUCGUGCUUCAACAUGUUCACAUCUUCAAUGCUUUGAUGCUUCUCUAUUUCUGCAAAUGAAUGAGAGAAAGCCAACGUGGAACUGUCCAGUUUGCGAUAAGUCGGCAUUAUACGAUAAUCUAACCAUAGAUGGUUAUUUCCAAGAAGUUCUUAAUUCAAAUAAACUUCUACCUGACGUCAAUGAAAUUCAGUUACUCCAAGAUGGGUCUUGGGAAAACUUAGUGAUAAAGAAAGAAAAAGACAAAGAGAAGAGUGACAAAGUUGAAGUUAGUCCAUCUCGGCCCAAAGAUGUUGAUGUUACCGUAGAUCUUGAUGAAAGUAGUCAUACAAAUUCGACACCGUCUGCACCAAGGGAAAAGAAGCGUGCUCUAGUGAUUGAUUUAAUAUCUGACAGUAGUGACGAUGAUGACAGUAGUAUAACCCAGAGUUCCAGUAAAAAACAGGCGAUUUCUGUGCCAUCAAAGCCACAAGCUAGUGCUCACAGUGCUAUCAGUAGUACAAGCGAUUCUCCAGAAUUGAUGAUUAUCGAUUUAGAAUAAGAAUUCAGUUUUAUUUUUCUAUUUUUCCAAUCCAUUAUAUGACGUUCAUCAAUCGUACGUUGAUACACACAUUAAAAGGUUCGCGUGGAACAGUACAAACUUAAGUGUAUCAUCCUGUAUAGUUAGUGUAAAAAAAAGGGAAAAAACCGUUUAUGAUACAAAGUUCUAAUAUAGAUGUAAGUUUCUCACGAGAAUGGUUUAGUUUUUUAAAGACUUUAUAAAGUAUUUAAUUCUACGUAAUUAUAGUUCAUUAAUGUUUAACCAUUGAAUUAUUUUAAUAUCAUUGUCAAACGAGUUCUGACUAAAAUAUACUUUUUUUAAAACUAAAAAUGAUUUGUUUUAA